AUGAAGCUUCUUUUAGCUGCAAUUCUCACAUACUCCAUUGCCAUUCUAAGCUCACGGACCGUAUUGAGUUCAUCUGAUUUCAAUGUUCUUGAUUACGGUGCAAUUGGAAAUGGCAAAACGGAUGAUUCAAAAGCAUUUUUGAAAGCUUGGAAUGAUGUGUGUGGAGCAACACAAGAUAGUCCAACAUUACAUGUACCCGAUGGAAAAACUUACCUAUUGAGCCCUCUCAAAUUUCAGGGUCCUUGCAAGUCCAACCAAGUCAUUUUUGAUCUUGGAGGAACCCUAAUGGCUCCAACCAAGGAUGAAUGGCCAAAUGAUGGUAAAAGUAAAUGGGUCCAAUUUGUUGACGUAGAAGGAUUGAAUGUACAAGGAGGUGGAAGAUUUGAUGGUCAAGGCUCUUGUUGGUGGAAAGGAUGUGAUCAUAAACAAUGUAAACGACCAACGGCUUUGUUUUUCCACAAUUGCAACGGUCUUCAAAUGAAUGGAAUGAAGCAUGUCAACAGUGCCAAGAAUCAUAUCUCUAUAAAUUUAUGCAAUGAUGUUAUUUUCUCACACCUUCAUAUUAGUGCACCCGAGGAUAGUCCUAACACGGAUGGGAUUGAUAUUUCUCAAUCAACAAAUAUUUUUAUCCAAGAUUCUUUUAUAGGAACAGGUGAUGAUUGUGUUGCUAUUAAUAAUGGAUCUUCCAAUAUCAAUAUAAACACUAUCACUUGUGGCCCUGGUCAUGGCAUAAGCAUUGGAAGCUUAGGAAAAGAUGGUGAGUAUAACGUGGUUGAAAAUGUGCAUGUAAGCAAUUGCCUCCUACGCAACACUCAAAAUGGAAUUAGAAUCAAGACUUGGGAGGGUGGAUACGGAUAUGCAAAGAACAUUACAUUCGAAAAAAUAACAUUGAAGAAUUCAAAAAAUCCAAUCAUUAUUGAUCAAUAUUAUACCUCUUACGCAUACUCAAGAAAAAUCAAGGGAAUGGACAUAAAAGUAAGUGAUGUGACUUAUCGUGAAGUGAAUGGAACAUCAGCAAAUGAAGAAGCAAUUACAUUUAACUGCUCCCAAGCUCGUUGCUCAAAUAUUAUAUUGGACAAUGUGAACAUAAAAAUGACAAAUCCGGGAGAAGAAGCCAAAGCUGUUUGUCAAAAUGUUGAUGGAAAAGUUUUGUCUGCUGUUCCACCAGUGUCUUGCUUAUCAAAAUCUCAUUAA
This is a messenger RNA of Cucumis melo (muskmelon), 1194 nucleotides long. Its product is annotated as probable polygalacturonase At3g15720. Bases 1 to 1194 code for a protein of 397 amino acids. The transcript has 8 exons. NCBI's taxonomy places the organism in Eukaryota, Viridiplantae, Streptophyta, Magnoliopsida, Cucurbitales, Cucurbitaceae. The record is from RefSeq and is a predicted model, not a curated record. Gene Ontology annotation, molecular function: polygalacturonase activity. Gene Ontology annotation, biological process: carbohydrate metabolic process.